CCUAGCAAGUAGUCCACCAGCGUCCUCUCGGGCCAGUCUGAAGUCUGACCACCCAUCAUUAUUAGAUGUUGCUUGUGAUAUCGCCUCGAUGCUUUCUGAACCCAGCCCAGGCCAUCCCCAUAUUGUCACGACAGCAGAAGGGCAGAUGGUCCCCACCAAGGCCUUGCUCUACAUGGGGCGGCUGGACGUGCAAUGGGCAACGCGGCUACUCCCGUUUUCACCAGUCGUUGUUCUCGUGAUCAUCACAUGGGUCAUCCGAGUUGGCCCCAGAGCUCACUGACGAAGCUGUACACCCUCGUGUCCCAAAACAUGCAAACUCAACCCAUAUUUAUAUUGCUCCUGCAUGA
Molecule: messenger RNA, 347 nt
Organism: Hyaloscypha bicolor E
Lineage: Eukaryota; Fungi; Ascomycota; Leotiomycetes; Helotiales; Hyaloscyphaceae
Exons: 1
Coding region: 89-280 (63 amino acids)
Source: RefSeq, a predicted model, not a curated record